UUACAGAAAUACUUAAUUUUCGUUAGAAGGGUAAUUCUGGAACUCCCCAAGUCUUCUAAGAGAGAUCCCUAACAGAAAUAGAAAAGUCAAUUUCAUCACCAGAAGCAAUUAUUAUUUUGACAUAAUUCCUUGACAACUUGAAUAUAUCAAAAAUUUCGAAUCUGAAGAGAUCAUACCCAUCUGCAAAUGACUUUUGCCAAAAUGUAUAGAAUUGAUCCUCGUCCACUUGAAAGUACAAAAACUGAAAUUCGGUAUUAGGUUCUUAAUGCUUCUUACUAGAUUCUUUAAAUUAUACAAAACAUCCACAAUCAAAUGAUUCCUAAUGAAGGAAAAGGCAAAGAGAGACUCAUUUCCUUAUCAGCAGGAGCAAGCGCAGGGUUUGUAGAAGUAUGUUUAAUGCAUCCCCUUGAUUUGGUCAAAACCAGACUUCAGCUUCAAGCAAAACAAGAAACAGCAAAUAAAUCAGAUUAUUACACCGGUAUUGCCGAUUGCAUGAAGAAAAUUUACAAAAACGAGGGAAUACUUUCAUUUUGGAAAGGAAUCCUGCCGCCAAUCUUAGUAGAAACCCCAAAAAGAGCAAUAAAGUUUUUCACUUUCGGUGAGUUCCAGAGGUUGUUCAUGUUUGGACAAGAAAAACCUAGCCCUAUGACAUACUCUCUAGCGGGGGCUUGCGCAGGUGCUACAGAAUCCUUUUUGGUGACCCCAUUCGAGGUUGUGAAGAUCCAUCUACAAGCAAAUAGGGCUAAAAUGAAAGAGGUACCAUCACCUUUCACAGUGGCAAAAGAAAUAUACCAUAAAAAUGGUAUUGGCAGGAAUGGCUUAUUCAAAGGGCUGUCUGCAACCAUAAUGAGAGGUUCGGUAUUCAAUAUAGUGUAUUUCGCUCUCUACCAUUCCAUCAAAGAUAUGUCUUCAGCACAUAGCAGAAAAAUGGGAGUCAUUGAGAAACUAGGCUUAGGAUUUGCAGCAGGAACACUAGCAUCUUGCGCAAAUAUUCCUUUUGAUGUAGCGAAAUCAAGGAUACAAGGUCCACAACCAGAAUUAGGAAAAGUCAAAUAUAGAUCAUGCAUGAAAACGAUAAUAGUUAUAUAUAAAGAAGAAGGUUGGAAAGCUCUCUAUAAAGGAUUGGUACCAAAAGUUCUUAGACUAGGUCCAGGAGGUGCGAUAAUGUUGUUGGUAAAUGAAUACAUGGGUUAUUUCCUAAUGCAAUAUUUUGCCUGAUAUAAUAAAUCCGACAGUAUUCUGUUUAUGUUA
This is a messenger RNA of Harmonia axyridis, 1251 nucleotides long. Its product is annotated as mitochondrial 2-oxodicarboxylate carrier-like. Gene Ontology annotation, biological process: transmembrane transport. The coding region runs from base 313 to 1218 and encodes 301 amino acids. The transcript has a single exon. NCBI's taxonomy places the organism in Eukaryota, Metazoa, Arthropoda, Insecta, Coleoptera, Coccinellidae. The record is from RefSeq and is a predicted model, not a curated record.